Sebastes umbrosus (honeycomb rockfish) is the source of this 3699-nucleotide messenger RNA. RefSeq names its product serine/threonine-protein kinase PAK 6-like. Gene Ontology annotation, cellular component: cytoplasm. Gene Ontology annotation, biological process: protein phosphorylation; regulation of MAPK cascade; intracellular signal transduction. The record is from RefSeq and is a predicted model, not a curated record. Bases 1093 to 3228 code for a protein of 711 amino acids. The transcript has 12 exons. Gene Ontology annotation, molecular function: ATP binding; protein serine/threonine kinase activity. Lineage: Eukaryota; Metazoa; Chordata; Actinopteri; Perciformes; Sebastidae.
AGGAAGAGCAGGAAGAGGAGGAUGGAGGCAUCGUGUGAAUGCAGCAGUAAGAAACAGUUAACCGGCUCCUGAACACCUGUCUGCCGCGCCGCUUCGCUCUGAAAGGGUGCACAGGUGAACCGGGAGUUCUUCAGGUGCGUCUCACCUGCUGCUCACAAACAGGAAGAGACUCCGGACACGCCUCUAACAGGACAAUUACACCGACGACACGAUGACGUCCCUCAGUCUUCUUCAUGUCUGUGACUGAAGAUGUGAUCCAGAAUACAAACCUCUCAUCUGCUCCACAACAACAACAACAACAACAACCUGCUGCAGCGACAUGUGGAGGAGUUUUUUCCGCUCAUUGCUGAAUGCCGGCAGCCGCUGGCGUCGUCCGUCCUGUCGGAGCUGAGGGGCAGAUGUCGGCACUUUUCUACUGAAACAUCAUCUGUUUGUUCUGUUUGUUUGUUUUCAAGUGUAACUAAAUAAAGAGGUGUUUAGAGGGUUUUUUCUGUUUUUCCCACAGUAGUGAUCAUGGGGAAGAAUUUAUUGUAAUUGACUGUAAUGAAAUGUUAAAAGGUAAGAAAGGAAGCUAAUUUUAUAUUGAAACAAAUGAAUGUCAUGAAAUGCGAAUUUGAAAAUAUAAAAUCAAAAGUGAAGUUUUAAACUGAAAAUAUUGAGGAAAAAGGAAACAUUAGAAAACAAUAAACUGUCCUUUAAAAGGAUCAUUCCACUCCGCGGUGACACUACGGGGACAUGCACCCGACUCCACGCCAACACUGUGGGGACACGCACCCGAUUCCGCUCUGACACUGUGGGGACACGCACUCAACUCUGCGCCGACACUGUGGGGACACGCAUCCGAUUCUGUGCUGACACUACGGGGACACGCACUCGACUCCACGCUGACGCUAUGGGGACAAGCAACUGACUCCACGCUGACACUGUGGGGACACGCACCCGACUCCAUGCCGACACUAUGGGGACAUGCAACCGACUCCGUGUCGACACUGUGGGGACAUGCAACCGACUCUGCGCUGACACUGUGGGGAGCAAAAGAUCUACAAAGAGCCAGUCUCACUCUCGCUUGGCCGUCGCUGCGUUGCCGUGGCGAUGUUCCGCCGCAGGAAGAAGAAGCGCAGGCCGCAGAUCUCGGCGCCGCAGGACUUCCAGCACCGCGUCCACACGUCAUUCGAUGACACCACCGGACGCUACGUGGGUCUGCCGCCACAGUGGCAGAGCGUCAUCGAGACGCUGAAGAGGCCACGACCCCUGGUGGACCCCUCCACGAUCACGGAGGUCGAACUCAGGAAGACGAUUGUUCGUGGGAGUUUUAUCGGUCAUGGCGACUACAUCUCCCACGUGAUCUCUGAGAUGAGCCGUCUGUCCGUCACCAGCUCCAACUCUCUGCGCCGCAGCAGCCCGUCGGCGCGGAAACGGGCCCGGUCGCUGGGCCGACUGGGAGAACUGGUGGAGGACGAGACGUACCAGUACGAGGAGCUCAAGCGCCGCGAGGAAGACGGGAAGACGGACGGCAGAUCAACCUACUGGCAGGACAGGAUCCGACAGGUGCGCAGCGAGAGCGGCAGCCCCAAACUUAACGGUCUACAGAGAGCCAAGUCCACCUGCGAGGUGGGUACUCGGUCCGAGGCCACGCCCCUCACACCCCCCACACUUGUGUCGCCUCAGAGGACAGGUGUGAUGGGCUCGACGGGUGUGACGGGCUCGACAGGUGUGACGCCUCAGAGGACAGGUGUGACGGGCUCAACGGGUGUGACACCUCACAGGACAGGUGUGACGGGCUCGACAGGUGUGACGGGCUCGACAGGUGUGACGCCUCGGAGGACAAGUGUGACGGGCUCGACAGGUGUGACGCCUCGGAGGACAGGUGUGGGGGGUUUGAUAAGUGGACAGUACGCCCAUAGUGAGGGCGCGGGACUAAGAGAGAGGCCAGCUUCCUGUCACUACAACCUGCAGACGGUGGAGACCGACAGCAGACCUCCCCUGAGACUGAAACCAGGUGCCCAUCGCCUGCCUGACCUGUUGGCCUUCUCCGGAGAAACUCCCAGAAGGCCUCACUCCACCUAUGACCUCAAGCUGACCUCCCCCUCCUCCCCCUCCUCCACCUCCUCCCCCUCCUCUCCCCUCCUGCUGCCCCCCCCCAACAGCACCAGCAGUCCCAUCAUCACGGGUCGACCUCAGCGCUCGCUCCGCUCUUCUUCCAGCUUCAACAGCGGAUUCUCUCCGAAAACGCCAACCCCCCUGAGCCAUCCCCGCCUCCUCCCCUCUCCCUCCCCCUUCCCCUCCCCCUCUCCCGCCUCCACCCAGCAGACGGCACCUGACGGAGGAGGGAAGGUGACUCACGAGCAGUUCAAGGCGGCGCUGCAGAUGGUGGUGGACCCGGGCGACCCGAGGACGAUUCUGGAGAACUUUGUUAAGAUCGGCGAGGGGUCCACCGGGGUGGUCUGCAUCGCCAGAGAGAGACACAGCGGGCGGCAGGUCGCCGUGAAGAUGAUGGACCUGAGGAAGCAACAGCGCCGCGAGCUGCUCUUCAACGAGGUGGUGAUCAUGAGGGACUACCGGCACCGGAACGUGGUGGAGAUGUUCCGCAGCGCUCUGGUGGGGGAGGAACUCUGGGUAAUCAUGGAGUACCUGCAGGGCGGCGCUCUCACGCACAUCGUCAGUGAAACCAGGUUGAAUGAGGAGCAGACGGCGACGGUGUGUGAAGGCGUCCUGCAGGCGUUGUCUUAUCUUCACUCUCAGGGCGUCAUUCACAGAGACAUCAAGAGCGACUCCAUCCUGCUGACACUGGACGGGAGGAUAAAACUGUCAGACUUUGGUUUCUGCGCUCAGAUCAGUAAAGACGUGCCGAAGAGGAAGUCCCUGGUCGGGACUCCGUACUGGAUGGCUCCUGAAGUGAUCUCCAAAAGGCCGUACGGGACCGAGGUGGACAUCUGGUCUCUGGGCAUCAUGGUGGUGGAGAUGGUGGAUGGAGAGCCGCCAUAUUUCAGCGACACGCCUAUCGCUGCCAUGAAGAAGCUGAGGGACGAGGCACCACCGAGCGUGAAGAACAUCCACAGGGUGUCUCCAGUGUUGAAGGACUUCCUGGGCCGCAUGCUGACUCGUGACACGCUGCAGCGCUCCGGCGCCACCGACCUGCUGGAGCAUCCGUUCCUGCUGCAGGCCAGCUCACCGCGCUGCCUGGUGCCUCUGGUGGAGCAGCACCGCAAACGCAUGUCGCUCUGCUGAAACACCUGAAACACAUGUGGGACUCAUCUGAAAACACCUGAGACAUUUGUAGCACUCACCUGAGACACAUGUGGGACUCACCUGAGACAUAUGUAGGACUCACCUGAGAAACAUGUGGGACUCACCUGAGACACAUGUGGGACUCACCUGAGACAUAUGUAGGACUCACAUGAGAAACAUGUGGGACUCACCUGAGACACAUGUAGGACUCAUCUGAGACACAUGUGGGACUCACCUGAGACACAUGUGGGACUCAUCUGAAAACACCUGAGACAUAUGUAGCACUCACCUGAGACACAUGUAGUACACACCUGAGACACAUGUGGGACUCACCUGAGACAUAUAUAGCACUCACCUGAGACACAUGUGGGACUCACCUGAGACACAUGUGGUACUCACUUGAGACCCAUGUAGCACUCACCUGAGACACAUGUAGCACUCACCUGAGACACAUGUUGUACUCACCUAAGA